This is a messenger RNA of Tachyglossus aculeatus (Australian echidna), 688 nucleotides long. It is a transcript of the gene CDK2AP2, whose product is annotated as cyclin dependent kinase 2 associated protein 2. NCBI's taxonomy places the organism in Eukaryota, Metazoa, Chordata, Mammalia, Monotremata, Tachyglossidae. The coding region runs from base 23 to 406 and encodes 127 amino acids. The record is from RefSeq and is a predicted model, not a curated record. The transcript has 4 exons. Gene Ontology annotation, biological process: negative regulation of G1/S transition of mitotic cell cycle; regulation of microtubule cytoskeleton organization. Gene Ontology annotation, cellular component: microtubule; cytoplasm; nucleus.
CGGGGAGGAGAGCCGGCCGGGCAUGUCCUACAAGCCCAUCGCCCCGGCGCCCGUCGCAGGCUCCGCCAGCGCCGGGACCCCGAAUCCGAACCCAGGACCCGCAGCCACGAACGUCCCGUCGCCGUCCGGCUCGGCCCCGGGGACCGCCGCCGCCUUCCGUCCGCUGUUCAAUGACUUCGGGCCGCCCUCCAUGGGCUACGUGCAGGCGAUGAAGCCGCCCGGCGCCCAGGGGUCCCAGAGCACCUACACGGACCUGCUGUCCGUCAUCGAGGAGAUGGGCAAGGAGGUCCGGCCCACCUACGCCGGCAGCAAAAGCGCCAUGGAGCGACUCAAGCGAGGUAUCAUCCACGCCCGGGCACUGGUCCGAGAGUGUCUGGCAGAGACAGAGCGAAACGCCCGCACGUAACAGCUAGCGGCCGUCCCCCCCCCCCCGUCCGACCUCGCCCCUCCACCCCCGGACCGGUCCAUCCACGGCCGGAGAAGCGCUCAAAUCCCCCCCGGCGGAGCAUCCUCGGCCAAUGGCCGGGGGCUACUCAGGCCCCUCUCCCGCCCUCCUCCAUCGCACCCCUUCCCUCAGCUCCCCGUUGACUCCUCACCCCCAACGGCUGGGCCUUGGCACCUCUUUUCUCAGCGUCUUUUACUAAAUUGUUCUUUUUCUAUGAGCCAAUAAAGGAAGCUUUGGAGUUGU